UAUAGGUAUGUGAUUUAGACAUCACCAGUAGAUCUAAUAAAAUCGAAUUCAAAUCAAUGUAAGGUACAAAUUUUCUCCAUAUUUCACUCUAGCCAGUAAGUUGACGUAGAAAAGUUCAGCCAGCAGAAGAUAUGGCUAAAGAUCCACCAUCAUUAGAUGUAGAUAAUCUUCGUGAUGAGUUUGAAAGCAGCACUGAAUGGAAUAUUAGAAGGAAAUUUCUAUUAUCUAACUUUGACAGUCUGAGUCUUGAUAGGCUUCUUUGCCUUUCUCGCUGUCUUGUAAAUGUUGCAGUAUAUGGAUGUUCAUAUCCACUGGAAGUAAUGAAAGAGCUCAGUGAAAGAAGUGCUGGUAUUUUAGAAGAGGUGGAGAAGGAAAAAUCAGCAGCAAGAAAAGAAAAUUAUUCUGCAUCAUUUAUUAAAGCUUCUGGUAAUAAAAACAAUGCAGUGGCUCACAACAGUGGCAGUAGGAAGCGUAAAGGUAAAGCUUAUUCAAGCAAAGAAAUACAGUUUGUCAAGGCCUCUGAGAGUCUCAGCCCAGACAAUCAGAAACUAGAAACAAGAGAUUCUACAGAUAAUAAGAUGACAGUGCUAGAAAGGGUUGACAAUCCUGGGGGCAGUGGUAGCUGGGAGGAACCUUUAUUACUUUCUUCACAAGUUUUGUCUGAUCAUGUUGGUGACACAGCAGCUGCAUCAGUUCCAGCACAAGACAUUGAACAGCUUAAAACUGAUGUGGCUGUCUCGUCCAGCAAAACUUCCAAAGUAUCAAAUGCACAACCACUCUUUUCCAAGGAGGAAUACUUUGCUGCUUGGAAAGCGGAAAAAGAUGUUAAUCUCAUUAAAUUUCGAAAGUUGGCCUAUGAAGUUAUGGCUUUGGAAAACCUGUGCUAUGGUGACGUAGAUAGAUUGAACUCAGCAGUGAAGAAAGUUCCCCUGGUAAUAAAAAGCAUCAAACCACGUACAGGAUCCAAGAAGCAGAAAACCAAGGAUCCUGUUAUUUGUCAUGUUUUUCUUAACGACAUAAAGAUAGCUUCAGGUGAAGGAUUUGGUGCCAGGUGUCAUGCUUAUGAGGCUGCCUUGCAAAAGAUUUUUAUGCCUUACCUUCGUCUAGUCAACCUUGAUGAUCCAUCGAGUGCUGAACUGCAUGCAUCAGUAACACCUUUUUCCCCUGACUCACAGAAAGUUGACACACUGUCCCCAACUUUUAACUCAGAGAAAGUAGAAACAAAUACUGCAAAGAAGCGACAAGAGGAUUCUACAAAUAAUGAAGACGACAACCUAAAUUAUUUUAGGGAGUUCAAGCCAAUAGAAGAUUUUGUAAUUGUUGAACCACUGAUGCCUGACACAGAAAAUCGACCUACUUGCACUCUAGGAAGAAGUGCUUCAUUUAAUCAGAUGAUUGUAGAGUAUGACUAUUUGUCCUGUGAUGAUGGUGAUUUUCGAUGCAUACUGAAAAUAGAGGGUAAAGUUUUGGCUGACAUGAAAGGAGUAACGAAGCCUGAUGCUAAAAAUGAGGCUGCGGCUGAAGGGUUGAAAAGAUUAAGACAAAUGUGCUGGACUAUUAAAAUAAAAAAGGUGAUAGACUCAGAUUUUACAGUUACCAAAGAGGAAAUAUUGAGCCAUAUCAAUGAGCAGUCAAAUGUCAUCUAUAAUGACAAUACUAACAUUGGAAAUAAGAUGCUUAGAAAAAUGGGUUGGUCAGGAGGUGGUGUUGGCAAAGAUAGGUCUGGUAUUUCAGAACCUAUAAUGCUGACCAGUGUGUUUAACAGACAGGGUUUUGGUCUUGAUACAGGUAAUGGAGUCACUGGUGAGUUUCGAAAGCGAGUAAGGGAAGUUAUUCAGAACUAUGCUGCAUCCAGCGACCAGGAAGACCUUUUGUUUUCAAAUGAAUUUAGCUCAGAGCAGAGUAAAGUGAUACAUGGCAUAUCCAAGGAGCUAAAACUGAAGUGUAAAAGCAGGGGCAAAGGUCAGGAGAGGUACCUUUGUAUCCACAGAAAGAGAACAUCCGAUCAGCUUAUUUCUCACAUCAUGUCCUGUGGUGGUGAGACGGCUAAAUAUAAACUGGUCCCUCCUGGUGAAAAUCUUAGUGCUUAGCAAGUUUGCAAAAUAAGUAAUGUAAGCAAGUCAACCUGCUCAGUUUUUUCUUUAACUUGCUAAUUUGCUAGCUCUCUGAGACUUUAUUUUUUGGGAUGAGCAUGCUUAUACUAGUACUACUAACAGUUUUAUUAACAUUAAUACAUUACUAUUUAAAUUUACAUUGUAGAGUUAAGAAAACCACUUAAAAUAAUCAUGAACUAAACAAGUGGUUUAAUACAGAGAUACUAGUAACUAGGUAAUGUUAAUUGUGGUAUAUUGGGUGAAGCCGCCACACACACACACACCCCCCCUUCCCAAAAAAAAGCAUUUUAUAAAUAGUGUUUGAAUUUUUAAUGUUUUUAUUGUAUUUGUUAUUCAUUUCAAGUGAAGUCAUUUCCAUGUGAAUAUUGUAAGCUAGGAUGUUUUUAUUUAAAUUAAGUGUCAGAUGAUCAAAUCUGGAAUGCAGACAUUCUAAAUAAUCCAGGUGGCUUAUAUUUUUUAACGUGGAUAUAUCUUUUUUUUUUUUUUUUUU
Molecule: messenger RNA, 2604 nt
Organism: Biomphalaria glabrata
Lineage: Eukaryota; Metazoa; Mollusca; Gastropoda; Planorbidae
Exons: 3
Coding region: 132-2090 (652 amino acids)
Molecular function (GO): nucleic acid binding
Source: RefSeq, a predicted model, not a curated record